AUGAUGAUAAAUGCGCAACAAUGGCAAAUCCUACCACCCGAUCUGGUGGAGCUUCAAAUUGGCCAGGUCGACCUUUUGCUGGCUAUGUACCCUGAAGAAAUUACUUUCGAUGAAAAUUCUCAAGGAAUACUAGAUAUCUUGCGCGACACCGAUGAUGUCAGGUCUAGAACCGCUGUCAAACUGACUCCAAGUAUCUCGCUCUUCCUUGAUCUGCCGAUCACAAUUGCCGAAGAAGCUGCUCCAGAUUCGAAGUCGUUGCGCUUAGACAUCGGAGUACCGUUUGCGUAUAGUGGGAACGUUGCGCCUUCUGAAUCACCAUCGGUUAAAGUUCGCGUGCAACAACCGAAUUGGAUGAGCAAAGCCGCGACCUCACAGUUGACAGCGGAUAUUCCGGAAGAUGAAGACCUAUUGGGUACCAUUGAGUUCAUUCGAGAAGCGGCAGUCGAAUACCUCGUGAAUAUCGAGACGAAGGAUAUGACCCUAGACACCGAUACCGUGGACUCCGGACCGCUGGUAAGAGUGUGGUUCUAUUUUCCGUCGAUCAGUACGCGUUCCAAGCGCGACGACUUCAUCAAGUACGCGCCGUCCUACCAGCUAACCGGCUUCCUCUAUGCUGGCAAACCCGGUCUACUCUGCGUCGAAGGUGGGUCGCAAAGCAUCGAUGACUACAUGAAAUUUAUCAAGACGGAAAGCUGGGGCGAUAUACCCGCACAUCACAAGAAGGUUAGCGAGCGUCAUCGAGAAGAGUGCGAGAAGAGGGUGUUUCCAGACAUGACCGAAAUUACAGAUACGGUUGGUGAAAGACGCGGUCAAAGAGCGAACAGAGGGGAUAUGAAGGCGAUCGAAGAGUGGCUUGUGGAAAGAGGCCUCGGUGACGCUUUUACCAAGGUUUUAAUGUAG
Messenger RNA from Alternaria arborescens, 900 nucleotides. RefSeq lists its product as hypothetical. The coding region runs from base 1 to 900 and encodes 299 amino acids. The record is from RefSeq and is a predicted model, not a curated record. NCBI's taxonomy places the organism in Eukaryota, Fungi, Ascomycota, Dothideomycetes, Pleosporales, Pleosporaceae. The transcript has a single exon.